This is a messenger RNA of Phalacrocorax carbo (great cormorant), 6548 nucleotides long. The record is from RefSeq and is a predicted model, not a curated record. Lineage: Eukaryota; Metazoa; Chordata; Aves; Suliformes; Phalacrocoracidae.
CACACGGAGAGGGAGGGAGUGAGAGGAGAGCUGCUUGCCCCAAACUCCGCACCGGGGAGGGAGCAUUUCCAGCCCCUCGGGAUGGCCACCAUCACCUGCAAUCGCUUCACCGAGGAGUACCAGCUCUUUGAGGAACUGGGCAAGGGCGCUUUCUCCAUCGUUCGGAGAUGCGUGAAGGUGUUGGCAGGACAAGAGUAUGCAGCCAAGAUCAUCAACACCAAGAAGCUGUCUGCUCGAGAUCACCAGAAGCUGGAACGAGAAGCCCGGAUCUGCCGCCUCCUGAAGCACCCCAACAUCGUGAGGCUCCAUGACAGCAUCUCUGAAGAGGGCCACCACUACCUGAUAUUUGACCUGGUCACUGGCGGGGAGCUGUUUGAGGACAUUGUGGCCAGGGAAUACUACAGUGAAGCGGAUGCCAGCCACUGCAUCCAGCAGAUCCUGGAGGCCGUCCUGCACUGCCAUCAGAUGGGGGUGGUCCACCGGGAUCUGAAGCCGGAGAACCUGCUGCUGGCAUCCAAGCUGAAGGGUGCUGCCGUCAAGCUGGCUGACUUUGGCCUUGCCAUCGAGGUGGAAGGGGACCAGCAAGCAUGGUUUGGUUUUGCCGGCACUCCAGGAUACCUCUCCCCUGAGGUGCUCCGGAAGGACCCCUAUGGCAAAGCUGUUGACCUGUGGGCUUGUGGCGUCAUCCUCUACAUCCUGCUGGUUGGGUACCCACCCUUUUGGGAUGAAGAUCAACACCGACUUUACCAGCAGAUCAAGGCUGGGGCUUAUGAUUUCCCCUCCCCUGAGUGGGACACGGUGACUCCCGAAGCAAAAGAUCUCAUCAACAAGAUGUUGACUAUAAACCCGUCCAAGCGCAUCACGGCAGCAGAGGCUCUGAAGCACCCCUGGAUAUCGCACCGUGCCACCGUGGCAUCAUGCAUGCACAGGCAGGAGACGGUGGAUUGUCUGAAGAAGUUCAAUGCCCGGAGGAAGCUGAAGGGAGCCAUCCUCACCACCAUGCUGGCCACCAGGAACUUCUCUGGAGGCAAAAGCGGUGGCAACAAGAAGAAUGAUGGCGUGAAGAAAAGAAAGUCCAGUUCCAGCGUUCAGUUAAUGGAAUCGUCGGAGAGCACCAACACCACCAUUGAGGAUGAAGACACCAAAGUACGGAAACAAGAAAUCAUUAAAGUCACAGAGCAGCUGAUCGAAGCAAUAAGCAACGGCGAUUUUGAGUCCUACACGAAGAUGUGUGACCCAGGGAUGACUGCCUUCGAGCCCGAGGCUCUGGGCAACCUUGUGGAAGGCCUGGAUUUCCACCGAUUCUACUUUGAAAACCUGUGGUCCCGGAACAGCAAGCCCGUGCACACGACGAUCCUGAAUCCCCACAUCCACCUGAUGGGAGAUGAGUCUGCCUGCAUCGCCUACAUCCGCAUCACACAGUAUGUGGACGCGGGAGGGAUCCCCCGCACCGCCCAGUCCGAGGAGACCCGUAUCUGGCACCGCCGGGAUGGCAAAUGGCAAAUCGUCCACUUCCACAGAUCCGGCGCACCCUCUGUCCUACCGCAGUAAGCCCUCUGAAGCGCGGUCCUGCCCGUGUGGGGUUUGUCACUGACUGACUACCAAGGGGAGACCUCCUCUGACAUCUUCAUCUACGGGACUUUGGCUGUUGGCUCUGCUGCUUGGUUCCUGCUGGAUUAACCCCUCGCUUCUCACCGCACACAUGCAAUGGCCCUGCUGGUGCCACGCAAGCAUCCCAUCUAAUCCCCCACCCUGCCAGGGCCGUGGCACUGGGCCCCUUCCUCUGCAUGAACCAAGAAAAGAGAAACCAUGAACCUAAACCCGAGCAUCUGGCCAGUGAGAUGAUGCGUGCCGGGGUAAACGCCUCCCUCCUCGGCUGUAUGGAGUUGCUGGGACCCCCCACCACCCAGCACAUCUCCUAAAUUGAGCUCGGACUGGUCAUCCGCCUCCAUCCCUCCUCUGCUGAGAGACCCCUGAGGAAGAGGAGGGCAGGGGGGCAGUUUUAAGCCGUCUGUGCUGCACCCUCUCUGCACGCUGGUGGAUUUUGCUUUGCUGCUAUUGAGGUCCUCAUCUGCCGCCGUGGCUCCUGCCUGCUCUUGACCUGAGCUCCCGCUUCCUGGCAGCCUUGGCCAGGGAACCGUGGUUUAAACCCGUUGCAAAGUCCAUAUUCCAUGUGCCCCCAGGCAAGGAGGGCAGUGUUUGGAUGGGUGAGUAAAGGCUAUCUGUUUAUAUUCCCUUCCGAGGAGUGUAGGCUGGCUCCUUCCCAGGAAAGCAAGUGGGUUUGUGCCCUGGCUCUGGGUGGCUGGCAUGCUGAGAGGGAUCCUCUCCCUCCUUCCUCCCUUCUCCCUUCGGAGCAGGGACCGGUGAAGCUGGGAGAAGAGAGGAGGAGAAAGAUGACUGCUUCCCAGCACUGUGUUGGCACAGCCAGGAGCCGGGGCUCUCCCAGCCAUGCCAUGGCGGUAGCAUUGCUCCUGCACCCUCCUCCCCACCCACCACCCAGCCUGGGUCCUUUACUCCAGCACCCAGCCCUGCCGGGCACCCACCCCUGCCCCUUGCAUGCAGCACCCGGCGUUCCCCCACGCCCGGCUCCCAGGCUGGGAUGGGGGCAGCCGAGCUGGCCACCGAUUCCGGGCACAAACCUCCAUCGCCCACACGACUCUUUCCAGCGACGACGAGGAAUGCAAGCUUUAUAAAGUAACAAAACUCUGCAGAAUCUGAUCACGCUUCGAAGAAAACAAACAAGCCUUUAGCUGUCUUCUACUUUGAGCGCAUGCCUUUUUAUAGGGAAAAGAAAACAACCUACUGUGUAUUUCGUAACUUGAUUUUGAGUAUUUGCUGAAAUGGAUCUUUAUGUAAUAACUAGAAACAUGCAACUGUUUAGGGCAGGGAGGGUGGGGGGAUUUUGGGGGAUUGCUGUUUUUCGUUGCGUUUACGUUUGGAGAGGGGUUGUGACACCAUGAUGCUUCUACCAGGGGUCCCGCGGCUGCCAGCCCCCAUCUUGCGCCACGACGGCUUGUCCCAUCCUGUCCCGCAGCACUGGGCAGGCGAAGGCACUCACCUCCCCGGGGCACCCAUCUCCAGGGGCACCCCGCUCCCCAGGGCACCUUCCCACAUGCCAUGGGUCUUUCUGCAGGACAAACCCAGGCGGUGGCUCUUGGGGAGCCACCAGGAUGUGGCUUUCAGGACAGAAGACAUGGCCGGGAAGGGGAAUUUUGGUCUCGCCUCUUUGCAGUCAGGUAGAGGUCCAAGGAUGGGUAUUUUUCUGGCAAUUCUUCCUUCCGUGGUUCUUUUUCUGACUGGAACCUCUUUGCUCAUUGACGUGAGACUCCUGCAGCGCUGCUGCCCUGGGGGACUUUCUAGCUGCACUCUCUUCAUCUGCAUGGCGUUUAACUUUCUAGACGGUGCGUGUGUUGAAAAACAAAGAAAUGAACAAAAACCCGCUUGUUUUGGACAUAAAAAAAAAAAAAAAGAAAAAAAAAGGAAAUGUUUUCUCCAUGUAAAUUCUGAGCGUGUAUUUUGCCUUUUCUGUGGUUUUGAAUGCUUUGCUCUCUGUCGAGGCAGGGAUGGCUGCUGUGUGAAACGCAGCCACAUCCUUGCAGACUGCAAAAAUAUUUUCCUACUGGAUGGAGGGGUAGAAAUCCAAACUGUUGGGGCAUGAACAGGCCCUGAGAGGUGUUUCGGUGUGUCCCGCUGUGCCGGCAGUGCGAUAGUUGCUUGCUGGCAAUGUGUGUAGGAGAUGAUGCCUUUCUGAGGGCAAAUCAGACAGGUUCUCCAUGGGUGCAAAUGUGUGUCCCUGUGCCCUUGGUCGACCUGUGCUGUUUGACCGUGGAGCUGUGUUCACUUGCAAGAGGUGGCCUCAAAGUAGGGAAAUCCAUGGAGGGAGAAGAUUAGUUUUUAAGAUAGAGUUUGGUUGUUUUUACAGAUCUGUUUUUCUUCCUGUAGUCGCGUAGUGCUGAAGUUAUUUUCAUUUUUAAAGGAAGGACUCAGCUCUUUCACAGUUCUCUCUCUCCCUCUCCAGAACUGGCUCUGAAGCCAGCCCUGGUGAACCUGAUGCCCAGGUUCUCUGGGUGUUAGGAGUAUUUUUGGGGAUCGGUAUGAGACGGAUGAGGAUGGAGGAGGUCACAGCACAGCUCUGCAUGGGGGCUGUAGUGCAGAUGUGAUUUCAGCCUGGUUUUGGAGCUGCCGAUAGCUGUGGACCUCAGGUGGGCUAUGAGGGUGAAGCUGCUCCAGCAGCUUCUUUUGGAGAAGGGUCUAGGACAGGGUGUGUGGUGGGGUUUCCCAGGGAUGACAGAUGAGAUGCUGGGGUAGAUGCAAUCUCUUUUCACUGAGAGUCCACUUUAGGCAGUCCCUGCUAGGAAGGAACGUCUUAGUUUCCAGAGAGGCUUUGAGCUGUCUUCUUGGAGGUGGUUUCUCCUCUUUGAGGCUUCCCUACUGUCAUCUCUCCAGGGACAGGUUCCUCUGGAGGCAGCUGGAUGUCCUUGCAACACCCAAAAUGCUCCCGAUCCUUUCCAAGGGAAGCAGAGUCUGGGGUUUCAACUCCUUUCUAGUCUUCCAGUCAAGCUGAAGUCUGACCAAGGAAGACCCAACUUCCCAACCUGCCCACGUUGGCAGCAUUAAGCACCUGCACUUUAGGGGUCUGUUCUGCCUGGUUUUUCUUCCCCACCUCACCCUGCUUCUUCAGAGCAGGUUCCUGAUAUAUCCCCAGAGCAUCUCUGAGCAAGCACUGAUAAACCACCAUCCUUUCUUUUAGCAGCCAUGGUGAACAGCUUCUGUCUCUGUCUUCCUUCACAUUUCCUGAUUUCUCCUAAAUCUGCAGGAAAACUAAAAAAAAACAAAACACAAAAAACAAACCACCGACUGCCACCAUCCUUCUUUGACUUACAGAGCCAGGGACACUGCCCUUACAUCUGUACUUUUAAGCUGAUGGCACCAUCCCUCACACAUACGAACUGGCAUCGCCCCAACAAUCCUACCAUGGUUCUGGGAAUGAUAUGGUCCAGGGCAUGCUCCCAACAAGCAAUAUGGACAAGGCUACCUUGUUGGGAUGGAGUUCACCACCAUGGUCCUCCUGUCCCCAUCAGGCUUGUGGCACAGUUCCUUUCCUAGUAUAGACACAGCCCAAGCCUCCUGGUUGCCUGGCCAUCCGGGUCAAACCAAACUCAGAAGUCCUCCAAAACUGAUCAUCUCUUCCACCUCUUGCAGACCACGGGGGAUAUCUGAAUGGAAGCACUUGCUGCGGUGGUCCCAAGCUCCCAGCUCUGCAGGUGGGCUUGGGAAUCACCUGUUUUCCCUUCCUGGCUGCCAGGGUCCAGGUCCAGCUGCAACAUCAUCAUUUCUCAGGUCUUGCUGGUGCAGCCACUCUGGAAGAAGAAGAGGCCACUCCUGGGGCUCUGCUCUUUGCUGGAGGAGCAGGCGCUCCCCUCCUUACCCCAGCCAGGCACAGCCAGGAGAGCUGUCUUUCCCCACCGAGUAAAUGCCUCAUCUGCCAGAUACCGAACCCUCCUCUGACCUCCAUGAGCUGAUGUCCCCAUGGAGCCCCAGAGGUUGGAGCAGGCAGCAGCAGCCAUCUGCCCUGACUUUGAGCUCAUGGUCUGCUCUGCAGUCCAUGUCAGGAUCUCUGGGGAGGACUAGCAAACAGCAGUGCCACAUAUCCCCAUGGACCAAGAGGUAUCUGUCAGCAGAAGAUCCCAUAAUCAUCUCCUCUGAUCAUCCCAGGAUCUGACCUAGUCCUUCUUCUCCACCACAGGACAUGUCUCAUGGUGUACACCACUCUCUUGAUGCAACCACCAUCCUCCUGACUGAUAGCAAAGUAGACACCUUGCCAUUACCCAUUUCCAAAGGUGCAGGUCCCAGCUCACCCAUACCAGACAGGGAAACCUGGAUGUGAACAGGCUGUGAGAACAUCAGAGGAGGGGCUGGUGGGGCCUCUGCCAUCCAUCCCCAAAAGGCCACCCAGCAGCUCCCUGCCCCUCAGCUGAAAGGCCUUCCCACCCGCAGGUCCACAUGGAGUGGGAGAUGGGAUGGUAGAGGGGGCUAUAUCGAGCGGCUCCUUCCUUCUUUGGAUUGUUGUCCCUUUUUUCUAACUGUUGCACAAUUUUAGGGCUUUUGUAACAUUUUUUGGACAAGCAGGGAAAAUAUGUUAACAGUGGUUUAAGAAAAAAAUAUCUCUCUCAUAUAUUAUAUAUAUAAAAAUAUAUAUACAUACAGGAAAUCUCUAUGGAAAUAUUUAUUUAAGAUGAUUGCAAAAAAUAUAUUAUAAUUAAGAAUAUACCAAGCUUUGUCACAUGACAAAAAAAUCAGGCCCCAGGGAGAGGUAGCUGCCUGUCCCCUCAUGUCUGUCAAUCUGUACGGUUGCAGCUGAAGCCUUUCUCUUAUCUUUUUGUAAGUGCACUCGAACUGUUGAGCAGUGUGACCGUGAUGGAUUCAGCGGGAGCUUGAUGGGAGGGGAGGAUUGGUUUUGUUUCCUUAUCCUUUGUUUUUUUUGGAACCUGUGGCUGUGAACAGAAUGAUCACUGCUCAAAUCGGAUGCUCUAUUUGGGGAGGGCGGU